Messenger RNA from Camelus dromedarius (Arabian camel), 453 nucleotides. It is a transcript of the gene TEX46, whose product is annotated as testis expressed 46. The record is from RefSeq and is a predicted model, not a curated record. The transcript is spliced from 2 exons. NCBI's taxonomy places the organism in Eukaryota, Metazoa, Chordata, Mammalia, Artiodactyla, Camelidae. The coding region runs from base 1 to 375 and encodes 124 amino acids.
AUGUCUCUUUUUAGGAAUCUCCACGGGAUACUUGCUUCCUCAGGCACCAUAGGAGCAUUGAUUGCUUGGCUGAUCAGCUAUAAGCCAGCCUUGUUUGGGUUCCUAUUCCUUCUGCUGUUGCUUAGCAACUGGCUGGUCAAGUAUGAACUCAAGCGCACCCCCUCAGAGCCCCAGCAGGACAAGAUCCUUGAACGACUCUUGUUCAGUGAAAUGAAGCUGAAGGUCUUAGAAAAUCAGAUGUUCAUCGUGUGGAAUGGAAUGAAUCACCACAAGCGGCCCAGCCGACGUCGCACUUUUCUGGCCGGGAAACACAGACUGAGGAGGCGUGAGUCCAUUCUCUCCAUCCUGUCUGACUGCACUUCCAAUUCCCCCUAACGCGGUCAGAGACGGUGGUGGGCUGGCCUCUUCUGAUGUUACCUUUUCUCAGUAAAGCCCAGUCAGAGACUGUUGGAU